GUUUUAAUAUUUUUCAUUCACAUACCUAGUUGUACUUUGAUACGUUUUCGAAAUAUUAUAUAUCCAUAUCUCGUGACACCCAGAUAUAAACGUUUACGGUUUAAUAAAUUAACGAAAUAUCGAUAGGCACAUCGAUAUUUUCUCUGAAAGCCUAGCUUGGAGCUUGGUUAGACUUUAGAAAAAGGUCUGACAUAUAAUUAUUCAUGUCGUAACUUUCACUGAUAACGUCAUUUAUUCACGGCUCAUGACGCUGCUACUGCUACGCGGUGUGCAUAAUUCAUUUGCAUUUCGUUUUCAAAAUUAUAGUAGUCAUCGUAAUCUAAGUCGCCAUUACAAGAUAUUACGUAGCGAAUACCGUUACUCGGAGUGGGGGAUCGGACGUGCGAGGGGGGUUCAUAUCAAUUUCAACUGUGCGGGUGCGGUAGGAGCGCGAGUUUACUCUGUCAGUCGGUCAUUACGGUAUUUUUCUGUGUUACGUCCCACAUUCGCGAUCUUGAAAGAAAAAGUGACAAUGCCAGAAAACAAACCGUUCCAGCGUCUUCCGAAAAAUGUCGUGCCUGAACAUUACGAACUGCAAUUGGCUCCGAAUCUUGAAAAAUUUACAUUUACUGGAAAAACCAGGGUGAAAGUAUCGAUUUCUAGUUCUACCAAAGAAAUUGUGCUAAACAGCUUAGAUUUGGACCUAACAGGUGUCAAACUGGAAUAUGAGGAUGGUGGUUCAGUUACAACACUCAAUCCGGUAGAAGUACGAUUGGUGCCAACUGACGAAACCGCGGUUAUAACAUUCGACAAGGCGCUUCCUGAAGGCACGGCGACUCUUCACUGUGAAUUUAUUGGUGAAAUUAAUGAUAAAAUGAAGGGUUUAUAUCGUAGCAAAUACUUGACUCCUGGGGGAGAGGAGCGAUACGCUGCCGUCACUCAAUUUGAGGCCACUGAUGCCCGCCGAUGUUUCCCUUGCUGGGAUGAACCUGCUAUUAAAGCUACGUUUGAUAUAACCCUAGAAGUGCCAGCUGAUAGAGUUGCCCUAUCUAACAUGCCUGUGAAGGAGGAAAAGAUUGAUGGCGACAAGAAAACCCUACAAUUUGACACAACUCCAAUUAUGUCCACUUAUCUUGUAGCAGUUGUGGUUGGAGAAUAUGACUAUGUUGAAAAGACAUCCCGAGAUGGAGUUCUAGUAAGGGUUUACACACCUGUAGGAAGAAGUAAACAGGGUUUAUUUGCUUUGGAAGUUGCAGCAAAAGUACUGCCAUACUACAAGGAAUACUUUGAAAUAGCAUAUCCACUACCAAAAAUUGACUUGAUAGCUAUAGCAGAUUUCUCUGCAGGAGCUAUGGAAAAUUGGGGACUUGUGACAUAUAGAGAAACCUGCCUUCUUGUUGAUGAGGAACAUACAUCAGCUGUAAGAAGACAAUGGAUUGCACUGGUGGUUGGGCAUGAACUUGCACACCAGUGGUUUGGUAACCUGGUCACAAUGGAGUGGUGGACACAUCUUUGGUUAAAUGAGGGCUAUGCAUCAUUUGUUGAAUUCCUUUGCGUGAACCAUCUCUUCCCAGAGUAUGAUAUUUGGACACAGUUUGUAACAGAAACUUACAUAAGAGCUCUUGAGUUAGAUUGUUUAAAAAAUUCGCAUCCCAUUGAGGUACCAGUGGGACAUCCAUCUGAGAUUGAUGAAAUUUUUGAUGACAUAUCAUACAAUAAAGGUGCAUCAGUUAUACGCAUGUUGCAUAGAUACAUUGGUGAUGAUGAUUUCCGUAAAGGCAUGCACAUUUACCUAACAAGACAUCAGUAUAAAAAUACUUUUACUGAGGAUUUAUGGGCUGCUUUAGAGGAGGCUUCAAACAAGCCAGUUGGAGCUGUGAUGUCUACCUGGACUAAACAAAUGGGAUUCCCAAUGGUUGAGGUCAGCUCUGAACAGAAAGGCAAUAAUCGUCUAUUAAAACUGACUCAGCAAAAAUUCUGUGCUGAUGGUAGUCAAGGUGAUGACACAUUGUGGAUGGUCCCGAUAACAAUAUCUACACAGGAGCAACCUUCAAAGGUGGCGCUUUCUACGGUAUUGGAGAAACGAUCACAGGAGGUAGUGCUGGAAAAUGUUGCUGAAGAUUCAUGGGUUAAGCUCAAUCCAGGCACUGUGGGAUACUAUCGCACGAGGUACCCAGCGGCCAUGUUGGAACAACUGGUGCGCGCCGUACGAGAUGGAUCGCUGCCUCCGCUCGACCGUCUUGGCUUGCUGGACGAUUGCUUUGCUCUCGUGCAGGCCGGGCACACUCAUACAGCUGAGUCACUGAAAUUGAUAGAGGCGUUUAGCAACGAGACAAACUUCACAGUUUGGUCCUCGAUAUCGAACUGCCUCUCCAAACUGAGCGCGCUGUUAUCGCACACCGCUCUUGAUAAGCCGCUCAAGAACUAUGGAAGGAAACUGUUUUCUAACAUUACCAAAAAACUGGGAUGGGACGCAGAAGAAAAAGAAAGUCACCUUGAUACGCUUCUCAGGAGUUUGGUUUUGAAUAAAAUGAUCAGUUUUGAAGAUCCAGAGACAUUGAAGGAAGCCAAGAACCGUUUCGAGAAGCAUAUUUCCGAGACAUGCACGCUGCCUGCGGACCUGCGCUCAGCUUGCUACCGCGCCGUGCUUGCGGAGGCCGACGAAGCGGUGUUCCAGCGAUUCCUGCAGCUGUACCGCGCCGCUGACUUGCACGAAGAGAAGGACCGUAUAAGCCGCGCGCUCGGCGCCGUCAAGGACCCCGCGCUACUCAAACGAGUGCUCGAGUUCGCCAUCUCGGAUGAAGUUAGAUCGCAAGAUACUGUCUUCGUCGUGGUUUCCGUGGCAGUGAGCCGAAACGGGCGCGACCUAGCGUGGCAGUUCUUCAAGGAUCACUGGCAGGAGUUUAUGGACCGUUACCAGGGUGGAUUUCUGCUCGCUCGCCUCGUGAAGUCCACGACGGAGAACUUCGCGUCGGAAGCGUGCGCUCAAGACAUUGAAGAGUUCUUCCGCACGCAUCACUCACCAGGCGCCGAGCGUUCCGUACAACAGGCCCUGGAGACCGUGCGCCUCAACGCGGCCUGGCUGCGUCGGGACCUCGCCUCCGCUACCGCGUACCUGCAAGCCUACCACUGAUACCACCGGGACCAAAAAACGAAAGACUGAAAUUCAACGAAGACCGAUUUAUUUCAAUCUUAUAUAUAACUUGUAUUGAAGCGCCUUUACUUGUUUUCUUAACACAUACAUGUAAAUCAUUACACAAGUUUUAUGUGCUAAUUCAUGUAUUUUUUUUAACUUAACAAAUCAUACAUUACAUAGUUAUAUAUAUAUAAGGUAUCUUCUCAAGACAUCUCUGUUCCCACUGUAGGGAUAAAUAAUAUUAAUAGCAUUUUCUUAUAAGGGUACGUAAAAUAAAAUAGCAUAUAUUUCUUUGGUGUAGUUGUAUAAAAUUCUUGUUUAUGAUAAUUGUUGAUGGUUUUAUUAUUUUUGCUGUUUAAAAAUAUGUUGAAUAUAAAGUAAAUGUUUCACAUAUUACAAUUUUCAACCUAGGAGACAUUGUUGCCUUUUUGAUUUACAUAUAAAAACGCCAUACCAAAAAGGCUUAUUGUGUAAAUGUGUAAAAAUAUAUUAAUUUAUAUUAAGUCUGCGGUGCUCAGUGCAUUUCAAACUUUUUUUUCCGAAGAAUGCAUGAUAAAAUAUUAUGCAUAUUGUUGAAGCUAUCAUAAAAUUGAAUAGAGCAUUCUAAAUAGCAAGCAAGAGCAAUCUAAAUAUUUUAAUUCUAUAAAACAAUUAUAUAUAUUAUAUUACUGUUUCCAUGAUUUAUCUUUUAUGUAAUAGUGUCUCAUUAAAAUAGAAAAGUUAAAAUUGUGAUGUAUGAAUUAUAAUUGAAGUUACCGUUUAUAAUAGUGUCUCUUUUGUUGUCAUGGUUUGUUUGUAAGACUGUUUUAUUGCAAUAAAUCGUACAAAAGUACCUGUAAAUGA
Pararge aegeria (speckled wood butterfly) is the source of this 3958-nucleotide messenger RNA. RefSeq names its product puromycin-sensitive aminopeptidase (gene Psa). Gene Ontology annotation, molecular function: zinc ion binding; peptide binding; metalloaminopeptidase activity. Gene Ontology annotation, biological process: proteolysis; peptide catabolic process. The coding region runs from base 245 to 3112 and encodes 955 amino acids. The transcript has 12 exons. The record is from RefSeq and is a predicted model, not a curated record. Lineage: Eukaryota; Metazoa; Arthropoda; Insecta; Lepidoptera; Nymphalidae. Gene Ontology annotation, cellular component: cytoplasm.